AUGAAAGUUCUGUGUAAUAAAACGAAUCCACCGAUUGGGGGUCUACUAGCAGUAGAAUUCUACAGAUCUUCGGCUAAAAACGUAGAUGUCGUAUGGGGCAAUGAAUCGUCUGUUACAAUACAAAAUUCAUCCAAGCCAGUGCCAUAUGGAACAAGCAAUGAUUUGAUUAGAAUUCUUGAAAAUAAUUUUAAUAAAUCUGUCGGACCCCUAGAAAGGGUUACGAUGAAUCAUUGGCUGUCCCUCAGCUUAAUUCUGAAUGAAGAAAUGCCUAAAUCUCUAGAAUAUCUUGAUAAGACUCUCGGCCCUAUUACUUAUUUACAUGGGGAAACUUUAUCUGUUUCUGAUUUAGCUGUAUUUAGUGCUUUGUAUGCAUCUCCUAAAUACCAAGAGUUGUCAAAGGCCAAAGAAUACAAUAAUAUUGCGAGAUGGAUGAAACUCAUUCAGGCUCAAGAACCAGUCACAAAAGCACUAAAAAGUAUUCCAGCUGAUGUACUUGAAAAUCUAUCAAAGAUAUCUUUAAGAUCCACACCAGAAAAUAAGGAGACAGGAAUGCGGCAGGAAGGCAAAUUUGUUGAAUUGCCACAUGCUGAAAUGGGCAAAGUAAUUGUUAGAUUCCCUCCCGAGGCAUCUGGUUACCUACACAUUGGGCAUGCUAAGGCCGCUCUUCUAAAUCAAUAUUAUCAGGAGGCCUUCGAAGGAAAGUUGAUAAUGAGAUUUGAUGAUACCAACCCAGCUAAGGAAAAUGCUGAGUUCGAAAAGGUGAUAUUAGAAGAUGUUGAAAUGCUUGAAAUAAAACCUGACAUGUUUACACACACUUCACAAUACUUUGAUCUGAUGCUGCAAUUCUGUGAGAAGCUUAUUAAGGAGGGCAAAGCAUUUGUUGAUGAUACUCCAGCAGAACAGAUGAAGAAUGAACGGGAACAGAGGAUUGAUAGCAGGAAUAAAAGCAACUCUGUAGAAAAAAACUUGCAGCUUUGGGAAGAGAUGAAGAAGGGAAGUGAUAUUGGCAUCCAAAACUGUGUUAGAGCUAUCAUUGAUAUGCAGUCUGCCAAUGGAUGUUUGCGAGAUCCGACCAUAUACAGAUGUAAGCCUGAACCUCAUCCCAGAACAGGAACACAAUAUAAAGUAUAUCCUACAUACGAUUUCGCUUGUCCUAUCGUCGAUUCCAUAGAAGGCGUAACACAUGUUCUUAGAACAAUGGAGUAUCAUGAUAGAGAUCCGCAGUUCUAUUGGUUCAUUGAUGCUUUAGGGCUUCGGAAACCAUAUAUUUGGGAAUACAGCAGAUUAAGUAUGACAAAUACAGUUUUGUCAAAAAGAAAGCUGACUUGGUUUGUUGAGCAAGGACUUGUUGAUGGAUGGGACGAUCCCCGCAUGCCGACUGUCCGCGGUGUCCUCCGCAGAGGUCUAACCGUGGAGGCGUUGAGAAGGUUCAUACGAGCUCAGGGAUCGAGUCGGUCGGUUGUGUUCAUGGAAUGGGAUAAGAUAUGGGCCAUCAAUAAGAAGGUCAUUGACCCCAUAGCUCCUAGAUACACAGCAUUAGAAUCAAAGCCGGUUCCAGUAAACCUCAAAGGCGUCACAUCUGACAGUACUCUGGAUGUGCCCCUACAUCCCAAAAACCCGGAUGUGGGCAACAAAAAAGUUUGGAUAUCAAAGACAUUAUUGAUAGAUCAGGUUGAUGCGAAAACAUUGAAGGAAGGAGAAAACGCGACCUUCAUUAACUACGGGAAUAUAAUGAUUGAUAAAAUACAUAAGGCUGCCGACGGUACGGUAACAAGUGUAGACGCGACGCCCAAUCUUGAUAAUAAGGAUUAUAAGAAGACGUUGAAGCUAACUUGGAUAGCCGAGACACCACAAUCACCCAUGGUUGAGACGUACUGCGUGUACUUCGAUCACAUUAUAUCGAAACCACUGCUCGGUAAAGACGAGGACUUCAAGAAGUACAUCGGACAUCAGACACGGUGGGAAGUGGCGAUGCUGGGUGAAAUGGCUUUAGAGAGUGUGAAAGAAGGGGAUAUCAUUCAGCUACAGCGACGCGGCUUCUUCAGAGUUGACGCGGCGGGCGGUCGCUCGGCUCUAACCGGUCAAGUUCGACCUCUCGUAUUAUUACAUGUACCAGACGGACGAGCGGAUACCCAGGUAUUUAUCCCUACUAAUAUUAUAAAUGCGAAAGUAACUAUCUAUCUGUAUGUUACGCUUUCACGCCUAAACCACUGA
Molecule: messenger RNA, 2214 nt
Organism: Danaus chrysippus (African queen)
Lineage: Eukaryota; Metazoa; Arthropoda; Insecta; Lepidoptera; Nymphalidae
Source: the annotation of a GenBank genome assembly